Molecule: messenger RNA, 878 nt
Organism: Dissoconium aciculare CBS 342.82
Lineage: Eukaryota; Fungi; Ascomycota; Dothideomycetes; Mycosphaerellales; Dissoconiaceae
Product: putative DNA damage response protein
Exons: 2
Coding region: 274-789 (171 amino acids)
Cellular component (GO): membrane; endomembrane system
Source: RefSeq, a predicted model, not a curated record
GAGAAUAAAGCUUGCAGGUGCCUCGAAUUGUGCUGGUGACGUGAUAUACCCUCCUCUACAGCUUGCACCUGGGCAGCUUCCGAUCCCAUAAUCCAUGAAAUUCGAUUACUGCCCAGAUCCUUCACAACGAACAUUCGCCUUAAAACCCGCAUUUGACUAAAGUAUAUCAGUCCGUACUUGACACGAAGCGUCGCUCUGGUCGCGACUUGAUCGUACCAUAUUCGACGCACGCAUCUCGGCACCCAACUAUCUUCCAGGACCCUGUGAGCAGCCAUGGCUGACAGCACAUCGCCCGUGACGCCGGCGCCUGGCGUUGCCAGCAUCGCCUCGCCAAUCAAUCUGAUCCUGUUCUCUCUCUUCAUCGUCCUCGUCUACAUGCGCCUACGACCGGGUUCCGCCAAGAGCAAAGCAGUUCUCCCAACGGCGCCUCCGCCCACCGUUUUCAAGAUCUUUACACCAAAGCAACUCCUCCCCAACAACGGCUUAGACGGUCAGCCUGUGUAUCUCGCUGUUCGCGGCCGAGUCUUCGACGUUAGUCCCGGCCGCAACUUCUACGGACCUGGAGGCCCCUACGCCAAUUUCGCCGGUCGCGAUGCGAGUCGUGGCCUUGCCUGUGGUAGCUUCGAUGUGGAGAUGUUGACUGAGGAUCUGGACGGGCCACUCGACAAACUCGAGGACCUUGGGGCCGAAGAGCUGGAGGCGUUGCGCGGAUGGGAGGAACGCUUUCUGGAGAAGUACAUGGUGGUGGGCAAGUUGGUGGAGAAGGGUCACCCGGAGGCGGACCCGUGAAGGAGUCUCCUUGCAGGCUGUUAUGAAAAUGAUUUGAUGAGGGCUGUUUACGAUACCAUAGCGCGAAUCAAGUUCCAAUCUCUAUCCGA